CUGCAUUCAGGAGUGAACGGGAUUUUAUAGGAAACUAGUUGUUUUGUAAACAUUGGAUUUUCAUGUGGAUGUUUAAUUCUACAGACUUCUUCAGUAUUUAUUUUUAUCAUGAUUUAUCUAAAAGCGUGAAAAUCUUUGAUAAUUUGGAUUAGCCUUUUAAUAGAAUUCAUCUUGUCAAAUUGUUUUUAGUUGAAGGAAAAUGACAAACCCAAAAGUUGCUGGUACUGCUGAAAUCUUGAGAGCAUCUCAGAAAGAUGAAGAAUAUAUGCAAUACUUGAGAAAUUUGAUUUCUGACGUCACUCAAAAAUGUUUAGGUAUACCUCUUUGGAUUAAAUGGAAGGACUUCAGCAGUGUGUUUUCUGAUGCUCUUUUCUACAGUCUUACUACAUUAUCUGGUCUUCAAACUCUUGGCGAAGAGUAUUCAAAUAUCAUUCAAAUUGACAGGAACCUAAAAUCAAUACCAUCUAAAUGGGUACGGUUUACAGAUAUCAGCUUGCGUACUUUUGGGUACUAUUUCUUGCUGAGAUUUCAAACCUGGCUGGAAAAUCAGUUGUCUUCAAUAUCUCCCACCGAAUGUAGUGAUAGUGAUGCAUAUAUCACCACUUUAAAAAACUAUUUACCAAUGAUAUUUAGAGCUAUUACGGUAUUGCAAAGAGUUCAUUUAAUUGCAUUUUACUUAUAUGGAAAUUAUCAUGAUGUUUCAAAGAGACUUACAGGAAUAAAGUAUCUUAUUAUACGUCGAUGGUUGUCUUUGCCAAAUCAACAAAGGCCAUACAGAAUACUAGGUUGGAUUGCUGCUUCUCAGCUUUGUCUCAGUUUAGCAAUCAAUUUGUAUACCUCUAGUACAAAAAUUUCACCUGUCAGUGUUAAGGAGCAAGUAAACAAUCAGUCUGAAAAUGUGAAUUCAAAGAACCAGUGUUCUCUUUGUUUUGAAAAGAGAAGUUAUAGUACUGCUACACCAUGUGGACAUCUGUUUUGUUGGUCUUGCAUUACCUCCUGGAUGCAAACUAAGGAAGAAUGCCCAUUGUGUAGAGAAAGUUUUCCACCAUCAAAGUUGAUAUUUCUGCAGAAUUAUUAUUAGACUUACUUUUUAUUUUGGAUACUUAAUUUUGAAUUUUAUAUUUGUUGAAAUAUAUGUAUUAUUUGUGGGAUAACUUAAAGCUUUGUCAAUGUUGUAACUAUAUUGAAUUAUUUGUACAUAUAAAAUUAUACCUUUUUUAAA
Molecule: messenger RNA, 1222 nt
Organism: Argiope bruennichi
Lineage: Eukaryota; Metazoa; Arthropoda; Arachnida; Araneae; Araneidae
Product: peroxisome biogenesis factor 10-like
Exons: 7
Coding region: 200-1081 (293 amino acids)
Biological process (GO): protein import into peroxisome matrix
Cellular component (GO): peroxisomal membrane
Molecular function (GO): zinc ion binding
Source: RefSeq, a predicted model, not a curated record